AUGUGCUCCAGACAAAGCUCCGGAGGCUGCCACGGGAUGUCCUCCCAGUCCAGUGGGUGCCACAGUGGGGGCUCCUCGUGCCACGGGGGCGGCUCCUCCAGCUACCAGUCCCAGGGCUCCUCCUGCUGCGGGAGCUCCUCUGGCUAUGGCCUGGGAGGGGGGUACGGCGGUGGGUCCUCAGGAGGCAAGGUCAUCAUUGCAGGAGGAAGCAGUGGAGGAUCCUCUGGAUGCUGCAGUGGAGGAUCCAGUGGUGGCUGCGGGAUAGGGGGAGGAUAUGGUGGUGGAUCUUCAGGAGGCAAGGUCAUCAUUGGAGGUGGAGGUUCCAGUGGAGGAUGUUCAGGCUAUGGGAUAGGAGGAGGGUACGGUGGUGGCUCUUCAGGAUCAAAGAGCAUCAUUGUGGGUGGAGGUAGUGGUGGAGGAUCCUCUGGAUGCUGCAGUGGAGGAUCCAGCUAUGGGCUGGGAGGAGGCUACGGUGGUGGUUAUGGUGGUUAUGGCUCUUCAGGGUCAAAGACCAUCACUGUAGGUGGAGGCAGUGGAGGAUGCAGUGGUGGCUAUGGCGUGGGAGGAGGGUACGGUGGUGGAUAUUCAGGAUCAAAAAGCAUCAUUGGAGGUGGAAUCAGUGGGGGUUCCUCUGGAUGCUGCAGUGGGGGAUCCUCAGGAUAUGGCAUAGGAGGAGGAUACGGAGGUGGUUCCUCAGGAGCAAAGGUCAUAAUUGGAGGGGGAAGCAGUGGUGGAGGUUCCUCUGGAUGUUGCAGUGGAGGUUCCUCAGGAUAUGGGAUAGGAGGAGGAUAUGGUGGUGGUUAUGGUGGUGGAUCUUCAGGAUCAAAGAGCAUCAUUGUAGGUGGAGGUGGUGGAGGUUCCUCUGGAUACUGUGGUGGAGGGUCCAGCUAUGGAGUGGGAGGAGGGUACGGUGGUGGAUCUUCAGGAUCAAAGACCAUCAUUGUGGGAGGAGGCAGUGGAGGUUCCUCUGGAUACUGUGGUGGAGGAUCCAGCUAUGGCAUAGGAGGAGGAUGUGGUGGGGGUUCUUCAGGAGGGAAGAUCAUCGUGGGAGGUGGAGGAUCCUCUGGAUGCUGCGGGGGAGGAUCUGGGGGUGGCUCCUCGGGCCAGACCAUCAUCAUCAGCUCUGGAGGGUCCUCCCAGUCCUCCCAGCAGAAGUGCCCCAUCGCCAUCCCCAGCAUAUCCCACCAGUCCAAGCAGAGCUGCUGCUUCCCCUCCGGCCAGAAGUGA
This is a messenger RNA of Pipra filicauda (Wire-tailed manakin), 1227 nucleotides long. RefSeq names its product loricrin-like. NCBI's taxonomy places the organism in Eukaryota, Metazoa, Chordata, Aves, Passeriformes, Pipridae. The transcript has a single exon. The record is from RefSeq and is a predicted model, not a curated record. Bases 1 to 1227 code for a protein of 408 amino acids.